Messenger RNA from Linum tenue, 1445 nucleotides. Lineage: Eukaryota; Viridiplantae; Streptophyta; Magnoliopsida; Malpighiales; Linaceae. The record is from the annotation of a GenBank genome assembly.
CUCCUACUCCAAAUAUUCUCUCCGAUCCCACAAAAAAAUUUUUCUCUCCGACGAGGCGACGACGAAGAGCAGAGCCGGCGACCUCUCCGAAGAGUAGAGCCGGCCAUCUCUCCACCGCCUGCUCUCCAUGUCCAAAUCCACCCUGCCGCCGUCCCAAUCGACCUCUCCACCGCCUGCUCUCCCCUGAGUCUGAAUCAGAUCCAACGUCUCAACUCCCAUCCUGCGAAUCGACCCUCCUCCAGCGCCGGUGAAAUCUCCGCCGCCUGGCUCUUCUAGAACCCAUCCUGCGAAUCGAACCCUCCACCAGCGCCGACGAAAUCUCCACUGCUUGGCUCUUCCAUUUGAGAACCCAUCUGCGAAAUCGACCCUUCUGCAGAUAAUGAAGAUGGCUCCUCCUGCGGAUCGAGAUGACUAUGGAGUUUGGCCUUGAUUUUCCCUCCAAGCGCCUAAGAGUCGGUGCUCUCCCCCACAACCCACAAAAACAAAACAAACAAGAAGAAGAAGAUAUUCUGUAACUCUGUUCACCAUCCAUCAUCAAACCAGAGGUCAUCAUUUGCUCCGAGAGUGAAAAAGAUGUCAACACAAGAAAGAAAUACUGUGGACGUUGGUGAUGGUAGGGAUGGUAGUGAUGGUGGUGAUGAUGAUGUAGCAACGAUGUCUACAUCUACAGAUCAUACAAGUGGUUAUAAAACGCGAAAAGAACUUCCAAGGUGUGGGAAGAUUUCGAUUUUAUUUCCGCAAAUCACUUUCCCGACAAGGUACCAAGAGCACAAUGCAAGAAUUGUCCAAAGAGUUAUGUGGCUGGUAAAGCUAUAUGGGCAAGCUGUUGCUAAAACAAAAUGUCUUGAGCUUCGAGGAAAGAUAUGUGAUCUAUUGAAGGAGUACAAUGACUCUACCGAUCAAUCAUCAUCACUUGAUGAGUCUAUUGCUGAAGAUAUAGGCUAUGAAGAUGAUAUGGAUGAGUUCGAUUCGUUUGGGGAAAGUCAAUUCUUGAGUGAUAGGACACAAUUAGAUGAAUAUUUGGAUUGUAAAAGGCUCAAUCGCAAACAACCGUUGGAUGUUCUUUUAUGGUGGAAAACGAAUGAAUCUCGAUUCCCAGAGCUUGCUUGUGUGGCUAGAGAUGUUUUGAGCAUUCCUAUCACUACUGUAGCUUCAGAGUCGGCCUUCAGUAUGGGAGGUAGAGUUCUAAGCAACUUGCGAAGCUCUCUUUUGCCUGAAAAUGCCGAAGCUUUGAUUACCACACGCAAUUGGCUAUAUGGAUUUCCAAGUGAUGAUCGUGAUAAUGGGCUCGAGGUGGAAAUUUCAAAGGCGGUCGGAACAUCCUCAAUGACUUCUAGCUCUACUCCUGUGUGAAAUUUUGAUAUAUUGUGUUUCAUGUACUAGACUCCAAGACAGUUUAAUUGGGUCAAGCUCUGAAGUAUAAACCCCCUAAACUUGCUAUGAUG